GCUUUUGCUUGUGUCCCGAGUAUCCAAACCAGCUCCACAGGCCGGUAACGGGACAAACUGCAGUGCUGAGUAGGAUAUACUGUAGGAGGUGCCAUCUUCGGGAUAACUCUCUACCUGGCUCUUGCCGUAGCUCUAUGUAAGAGUGGGAGUAACAGUCCUGGUGUCCUGACUACAUUUCACCUCGGGCUAGUUUAGCCUCAAGUCUGUGAGAGCACGUUUAUUCGUCGCAAUAAACCAACGACUGAGCCACUCACAUUGUGCUAACUGCAAUAAUCAGCCAAAAGAUGGGAGACAAGAGACAGCGAGCAAGAGUCCAAGGAGCCUGGGCCAGAGCUCUGCCAAAGGCCCCUAACCCCAGAGAAACCCCAGGUGUAAUAAGCUCGCCUUCUACAGCCCCAAAUUGCUGGGGUCCGGAAGAGGUGAAAUUUGAGUUCCAACAGCCAACACAGCUCAGGAGGGAAAUCCCAGCAGAGAAAGUCAUUGAGAAAGAGGGAGAGUUUGUGAUCAGCCAAGGCCCCACAGGCAUUUCCAGGCUGCGCCUGUUUCCCUCUUUCCUCUCUGUUGGUGAGGCUGACUGGAUGUUCGCAAGACUCCUGGAGGAGCUUCCCUGGCAGCAGAAGUCCAACAUGCAUCAGGGGGUUUUAUAUGACGAGCCCAGGCUGACGUGCUGGUUCGGAGAGCUGCCCUACACCUAUUCAAAUUCCACCCUGCAGGCAAACCCGGAGUGGCACCCCGUCCUGCUGGAGCUGAAAGGGCAGGUGGAGCUGGCAUCCGGUCACUCCUUCAACUCCCUGCUGUGCAAUCUGUACCGGGACGGCAAGGACAGCAUCGCCUGGCACAGCGACUCGGAGCCCUCCCUGGGGGCGCGGCCCACCAUCGCCUCGCUCAGCCUCGGGGACACGCGCACCUUCCAGAUGCGCAAGCAGCCCGCCGCGGAGGAUCGCGGUGACCACACGUAUGUGGAGCGGCUCCGGGUUCCGCUGGCUCAUGGGACGCUCCUGCUGAUGGAGGGGGCGGUGCAGGAGGACUGGCAGCACCGGGUUCCUAAAGAAUACCACGACAGAGGUGCUCGAAUCAAUCUGACCUUCCGCACAGUCUACCCAGAGCCGGGCUUCGGCAGGCACAGAUGGGCAGAGGGGAAGGCCCACAGAGCUUCUGUGCAGAAGAGGACCGGCUCUUCAAGAUACAGUCUGCAUUGAAACUGACUGAACGCACAUGCACUGCAAAAAAAAUAUUUUUUAAAAUUUAUUUAGUGCAAAUUUUUUUUCCUUUCUAAUUGGGAGUCGUUGUUGGACGUCUUAGUUUAAAUCAAUGUAUGAUAAAUGUAAAUACUGGUUAAUUGUCAAAUAAUUAAAUCAGGAGGGUGGUUUACUAAACACACAAUAAAAUGUUAGAUCACCUCUACAAAGUGUGUCUGCGGAGCUCUCUUCACCCUGUUUUUGAAGGUUUGGUAUGUUUUUUGCUUUGUCUGUUUUUAUGAGAACAAGAAACCAAUUACAAAACUUCCCCAUGGUAAUCUUUGAGUCCAGAGUGAGUGUCACAGUGCCAUCAGAAAUAACCACAGUUUUCUUCUGCAUUCAAUGAAGAUUUGAAGCUUCAUUAGACAUAAAGUCAACUUUAUUUUAAAUUAGCAGAAAAAAUACUAGGAAGACAGCCUCCUCAGAUGAGGAGUGUUGACUGGAUUUGGAUGAUCUGUGGUCAUGACUGUGAAUCACAGUGGUUUUCAAUAGUGAACAACACACUCUGGACUUUCUCAAACUGAGUGAUUCAGAGUCAUGUGGUCUUUAUUCUGCAGUAUUAUGUUAUGAUGGCAUUCUGUCUUGUAGGCCUCGGAAAUGUUUCACCUGCAAGACGACCAGUUACUUACAGUGUGCAUUUGGUCCCUGCCUAGGAGGACCUUAGUUUACUGUGUAUGUAGCUGCAUUAAAGAAAUACGAGUGUAGACGAGCAUUUAGAAUGAUGGGAAUGAUGUUUCACUUCAUAAUAUGCCCUUCAUUUUGAAUGGAUAAAAAAAUACAUUUUUAAUUG
Lepisosteus oculatus (spotted gar) is the source of this 2028-nucleotide messenger RNA. It is a transcript of the gene alkbh3, whose product is annotated as alkB homolog 3, alpha-ketoglutarate dependent dioxygenase. Gene Ontology annotation, molecular function: dioxygenase activity. Gene Ontology annotation, biological process: DNA repair; DNA alkylation repair. NCBI's taxonomy places the organism in Eukaryota, Metazoa, Chordata, Actinopteri, Semionotiformes, Lepisosteidae. The record is from RefSeq and is a predicted model, not a curated record. Gene Ontology annotation, cellular component: nucleus.